CCUGAAAGCGUCAUCGGAGCUCAAGAAUUCUCGAUGGCCGGUGGCGGAGUCUGCAUUGCACAGCGCGGAUUUUCUGCGACUGCCAACUAUCUUCGGGUAGUCUGGGCUUUAUAAUUUUUGAUUUCGUCCUUUUAGGACUCAGUAUGAAGUGAAGAGGUGCUGUGUAGCUGGUGUUAGUUAUUAUAAUAAAGACUGUUCUCGAUAUAUUUCGUUCUUGUAGACACUGAUUAAUCAUUGAAUGAACAGUUCAACAUCAAUUGUAGUGUAAACAAACCCGCUGCUGCGUCACCAUCGCAGCUCAGCUCAGCUCAAAACUCAGCGCUCGACGCCCUCAGGACAACUUCCUCAACCGCAACUCCUUCCGCCCUCCUCCUCCCUUCAUCACCCUCUGUCCUCAAUCACAUUCCCAUCCACAAUGUCAAAGCCCCCGAAAUCAACCCUCGCUGCCCCCUCCAUCCCGCUCUCCGAAGAGAUUAAAUACAAACAGAAAUGCAAAGAUCUCAAGCGACGCAUAUCCCAGAUUGAGGAUCAAAACGACAUCCUCUCCCUUCGCAUCGCCCGCUCAAAGCGCGCCGUCCAGCGUAUGCGCCUAGAACGCGCCCUCCUGCUCGAAAAACUCGAGGAGCGAACCAUCCUCAAAGUCGACGACUCUGAGGGCUCUCCAUCCCCUCCUCCUUCUGUAUCCCCCCGCACUCACAAGCACCGUCGCCGAGACUCCGACGGCUCACUCUCCCCCUCAUCCAAAGACCACGUCUCCGGAUUCACCUCCAUCUCCGCCCACUCCGCCACCGCAAAAUCAGCCAAUUCCCCCGCCCCCCACUCCGCCUCCGCCGCCCCCAACUCCGUCCCUACAUCCAAGCGAAAGCAGCCCCCGAGGGAUCCCAACGCCCCCAAGCGCCCGCAAAACGCCUACAUCAUCUUCUGCGACCAUGAAAAAGAGCGAGUCCGAGCCGACGGCAUCGCCCACGGCGGCGAAAACUUCGACCUCACAAAAGCCAUGGCCGAAGCCUGGCGUGAUCUAGGCGACGAUGGCCGCAAACCGUACUACGAACUCUACGACGCCGAAAAGGCCCGCUACAAUCGCGAAAUGGAGGCCUACGUCGCGCCCGGAAGCUUACCUCCGGUUCCCGUCACCCCCGUAUCGAACAUCACCUCUGGCUCUGGUGCUGGCGCUGGAUCCGGCGGUGGUGGCAGUAGCGGUGGUGGUGGAGGCGCUGGUCCUUCUUCUCGAUCACCCAUCCCUGACGACGCGAACGGAGACGACGACGAGGAAGAUACCCCGAUCGUGUCUCAAACAGAAGAUGGCGGAGCUCAGGAUGAGGAUAUUGAAGAUGAGGAAAUGGAGGACGUCUCUUUCGGAGGCGGCUUCACUGCCGUCAAUCGGCGGUGACUUAUUUUAUACCUUAGGAGUUACAAUUUACUUGAUGUAAUA
Myxozyma melibiosi is the source of this 1432-nucleotide messenger RNA. RefSeq lists its product as uncharacterized. NCBI's taxonomy places the organism in Eukaryota, Fungi, Ascomycota, Lipomycetes, Lipomycetales, Lipomycetaceae. The transcript is spliced from 4 exons. Gene Ontology annotation, molecular function: DNA binding, bending. Bases 416 to 1390 code for a protein of 324 amino acids. The record is from RefSeq and is a predicted model, not a curated record.